AUGUCUGCUGAUCGAACCCAUUCACCAACAUCAAACUCGCCACCCCAACGUCGCCCAUCUUUAAGUGACAUCUUCUCGAAACCGAACAGUGCCAACAUGAGUAGCGCGACAGGCAAUUCUUCUUUUCCUAACCCCAUCACCACGGCUGCCGCAUCCAAUGCCCAGUCAAACCGACGACGGAUGUCAAUCACUACGCUAGGCCUCUCUGGCUCCCCAACACAGCCCUCGCCGUUUGGCAGCAUUGCAGGCCGUCGUGAAAGUGUCUCAAGCUCAGAGAGCUUUGAGGAUGCCAUCGAUGACAGUGAUAAUUCCCCUGGAAAUAACCCGACGUCUCCGUUUGCGAGACGUGUCUCGUUUGGUGCCCAGGCACUACGGGAUGUUCGAGGAGGAAAUGGUACUGCAAAUGGUAGAUAUCCCUCUUCUGGAUCAUCUCCUUUGGCGACGAGCUAUCACACUGCAUCGUCGACCAGCUCCGCGUACACCAGAGACAACCCUUCUUCUUUUUCUUCUUUGUCUUCAUCUUCCUCCGCUGCUGCAGGUACAGGCUCAAAUAAUCUUAAGAACGAGAGAUCUGACAGGUUAUGGCGACCUCUAGGAGAGGGUUUCAACUGGUCCGCAGCCCUCAGGACCAGGGCCGAGCGGGCUCCUUCCCAUGGAGGCUCCUUUCCCGCCUCUGCGCAACCACAACCAUUGAUGAAUCAAAAUGAUAUCAAUCACUCGCAAGCCUAUCAUCAACGUGCUGCUUCCAUUGCUAUCAUGGAGCAGCCAACCCGGGAAAUGCCCAAGGAAUCGAGACAGAAAAAGCCAGAUUUCUUCCAGGAGAAGAUACUUCGAGCUGAUUUUAUGGAUUAA
Molecule: messenger RNA, 852 nt
Organism: Talaromyces atroroseus
Lineage: Eukaryota; Fungi; Ascomycota; Eurotiomycetes; Eurotiales; Trichocomaceae
Exons: 1
Coding region: 1-852 (283 amino acids)
Source: RefSeq, a predicted model, not a curated record